UAAAGCUCUCUGAUGGGGAAGGGCUUAAAGGCUGAGUCAAAAGCCAAGAAGUCUCUUUAUUUACGCCUACCUCCCAGCCCCUGGCAAUCUGACUAAUAACAAACUGAGCUAACAAGAAAGACUAGAAACAGCAGAGAGAACAUAGAAGCAGCUUGGAUCUAAAAAUCAGACAACACAAGUGAUCAAGUAAAGCCCUGCUGAACAUCUUGUUUGUUUACUGCAUCCAAAUGCUUGCAAACAGUUAACUAUAUGCAGAAAAGUCAGCAUAGCUGUGAAGUAUGCUGUGAAUUUUAAUUGAGGAAAAAGGACAACUGAUUACAGGAUGGUUUAAUGUGCACUCUGUCUGGAAGAUUUUUUCAAUUGAAAGCUUUGUACUUUGUCUUCUGAACAAGGAUUUUGACUUUAUGGAGCUGUAACGUUACCAGAGCUUGCAGCAAAGAAACUCAGACCAAAGUGUGCAUUUUUCACAAAGAAAAAUCACAUUGCAUUCAAACAGCUGCUCCAACUGUGUAUUACUGGGUAUUUUGGGCAGUUUUACAGCUGUGCAGAGUCUGCUGGGCAAGAUGAAGCUCUGGAUUCUUACAGUAUAUUCAGUUCUGGUUGCAUCUGACCCUUUCCAGUCAGAGUCUUCUUUUUCUUCAGUCAGAGGAUCUUGUCAGAGUUUGUGUUCCUGUGAAGAAAAGGAUGAUACCAUGAUUAUAAACUGUGAAGAAAGAGGCAUCAAGAUGGUAUCAGAAGUAAAUGUCCCACCAUCACGGCCUUUCCAUCUUAAUCUGUUAAACAAUGGCCUGACUACGUUACAUGUGAACGAUUUUGCUGGCCUUGUUAAUGCUAUCUCUCUACAUCUUGGAUUUAAUAACAUCGCAGAUAUCGAGCCUGGGGCUUUCAGUGGUCUCAGCCUUCUUAAGCAACUUCAUAUCAAUCACAAUUCUUUAGAAAUACUAAAAGAAGAUACAUUUAAUGGAUUGGAAAAUUUGGAGUUUCUUCAAGCAGACAACAAUUUCAUCACAGUGAUUGAAGCAAGUGCCUUUAGCAAGCUCAACAGGCUUAAAGUGCUUAUUUUGAAUGAUAAUGCCAUUGAGAAUCUUCCUCCGAACGUAUUUCGUUUUGUGCCAUUGACCCAUUUAGAUCUCCGUGGAAACCAAUUACAGACACUGCCGUAUGUUGGCUUUUUAGAACACAUUGGUAGAAUACUAGACCUUCAGUUGGAAGACAAUAAAUGGGUCUGUAACUGUGAUUUGCUUCAGCUGAAGAUAUGGCUCGAAAACAUGCCUCCUCAGUCAAUUAUAGGUGAUGUUGUUUGCAAUAACCCUCCAGUUAUCAAAGGCAGCAUCUUAAGCCGGUUGAAGAAAGAGUCACUUUGUCCUACUCAUCCUGUCAAUGAACUUGAGGAUCCUUCAGGGUCAUUACCGUUGGUUGUAACCACCUCUAUUGGUGAUAGUCACCUAUCAACUAAGGUCAUUCCUAUCCUGAAAGCUCCUACUAAAGAAUCAGGUUUAGUGCUUCAUACUUCAAAGCCAACUACUCAAUUCCCAGGAAUCUAUUGUCCCAUUCCCUGUCACUGCACCAGCCAUAUGCUCUCAGGAGUUCUCAUGCACUGCCAAGAGCGAAAUAUUGAAAGCUUGUCUGAUUUAGGACCUCCUCCUACAAAUCCUAAAAAGCUUAUUCUAGCUGGAAACAUUAUUCAGACAUUACUGAAGUCAGAUCUUGUGGACUAUGCUAGCCUGGAAAUGCUUCAUCUGGGGAACAAUCGUAUUGAAAUCCUUGAGGAAGGAUCUUUUAUGAAUAUGACUAGACUGCAGAAAUUAUAUCUCAAUGGCAAUCAUCUUACAAAGCUAAGUCAGAAUCUCUUUCUUGGCCUUCGGCACCUUGAAUACUUGUACCUUGAAUAUAAUGCCAUCAAAGAAGUUUUGCCGGGGACAUUUAAUGUGAUGCCAAAACUUAAGGUCCUCUACUUAAAUAACAACCUUCUGCAGACUUUACCACCCCAUAUCUUUUCAGGGGUUCCACUUACAAGAUUAAACCUAAAAACAAACCAGUUUGCUCAUUUGCCUGUGAGCAAUGUCUUGGAUGAACUGGAUAUGCUGAUACAAAUUGAACUUGAAGACAACCCAUGGGAUUGUACCUGUGAUUCAGUUGGGCUGCAAAAAUGGAUACAAAAGCUGAGUAAGAACAUAAUGAUGGGUGAUAUUUUUUGUAAAUCUCCAGGACACCUAGAAAAAAAAGAACUGAAAUCUCUGAACAGUGAAGUAUUGUGUCCAGGUUUAUUAAACAGCCCUGCCCUACCAUCUCAUGCCAGUUUUGUGGUUGUGACAACUUCCACUACUACUACCAACACUGCAGACACAAUCCUGCGGUCCCUUACAGACGCUGUCCCACUUUCUGUUCUAAUACUAGGACUUCUAAUUGUGUUUAUAACUAUCGUAUUUUGUGCAGCAGGCAUAGUUGUUCUUGUUCUGCAUCGGCGGCGAAGAUGUAAAAAGAAGCAAGCAAAUGAACAAAUGAGGGAUAGUAGCCCAGUUCACCUCCAGUACAGCAUGUAUGGGCAUAAGAAAACACACCACACAACGGAGCGCCCAGCUGCAGCUCUCUAUGAGCAACGUAUGGUUACUCCCGUGGUUCAGGUCUAUCACAGCCCAUCCUUCAGCCCCAAACACAUGGAGCAACAAGAAGAAGGAAGUGAGAAAGUAGUUAAUGAUUCGAAACAUCUCCGCAGAAGUCUCCUGGAAAGAGAGAAUAGUUCACCUCUUACUGGUUCAAAUGUCAAAUAUAAAGCUACAGAUCAAUCUGCUGAAUUUCUGUCUUUUCAAGAUGCCAGCUGCUUGUAUAGAAACAUUCUUGAAAAAGAGAGAGAACUGCAGCAACUAGGGAUCACAGAGUACCUACGAAAAAAUAUUGUCCAGCUCCAGCCUGAAAUGGAAGUUCAUUAUCCUGGAACACAUGAGGAACUGAAGUUAAUGGAGACACUAAUGUACUCCAGGCCAAGAAAAGUUUUUCUAGAACAAACUAAAAAUGAGUAUUUUGAACUCAAAGCUAAUUUACAUGCUGAGCCUGACUACCUGGAAGUCUUGGAGCAGCAAACAUGAAAUGAUGCAUUGGGCUUGGCCAAAUUUCUCUAAUUCUAUUUUAAGUUAGAACCAUUGUAAAUAAGUGCCUUAUAAUAACAAGUCAACAGUCAGAACUUAAGCACAGCAGUAAUCCUAGCAAAAAAAGAAUAAAAAAGAAACAACAAACAAACAAAAACAACAAACAAAAAUAACUCAGGGAUCACUGUGGGAAGCCAUGGGGUUGUGUGCAGAUAGUAUCUUACCCCCAGUUAAACAUGACCUGUAUGACUGAACUGUGGGAGGAAGAUUGCUUAUUGCAAUACUCCUUAACGUGUUUUAAAGGUGUGUAUGGCACUCUUCUUUCUGUACCUAACCUAUGGAAAAAUAUUUGUUUCUUGUACUCCUUUUCUGUCAAAUUAAUUACAUUCCUUAAAACAAACAAACAAAAACACCUGUGUGUGUAGUCACAAGGUUAGAGUGUAUUGGUUAGGUAUUAGCAUAUGCACUGAAUAUAUGGCCAUUGUCUACAACAACACCUAACAUACCCUUGUAAUAAAUAUGAAAAUUUGAAAAGUUGUCAUACUAAAUGUCAGUUAAAAGCAAAAGAAAGAUUUUUGCAUAUGCACCCAUACAUCCAGAGCCUUCAAAUACUUAAUAUUUACAUGGAACUUCAUCAAAUAUGUUCUUUAUCAACAUGAGGAAGCAAAAUAUCUAUGCUUACCCAACAUCUUACAACAAGAAGGAAAAAAAAAAAAAGCAAGCCUUUGCAUACUUUCCCUAUCUGAUAGCUUUACUUAAGUUUGGACAAUCUUUUCUUAAGCUGCUGCUAAAAAAUAUUGUGCAUCACUGGUGUUUCAACUCAUAAUCAUGGGCAAUUUGAAAAGCUACUGAGAAUCAGCUGUAAAUAUAUUGCUGUGUUUAAUAAGUUUCAUUUUUUAUAUGUCUAUCAAUAUAUAUAAAUAACUUCUGUACUGGCUUUAAAUAUACCUGGAGGGAAUAAGUUUGCUGUGGCUAGGAGAUUCCAGGUGCAAAAGCAGGUCCUGACUGACACUACCCAAAAGCAACUCCACUCCUCCCUACAACAAAACAGUUUUGUGCAACUGCAACAAAACACAUGUAUGAGGAACAGUAAUAGUAUUUAGAUGUUGUUUGUACAAAAAAUAUGUUAUAUUUUGCAGAAUCUAGAAGAAAAUAGUGUUGUGGGAAAAUAGGGAAAAAAAGUAGAUCACUGCAGAUUUAUUUUUGCAAUGAAUUCUAGCUAGAUUUAUAUUUACUAUUUAUUCUGUAUAAUUUUGUAUUAUUGUUUUUUAUUAUUUUUUAUUGUUUUUUUUUUUUCAACUCACAAGAAAAGAAAAAGCUUAUUCCUAGCUGCCUUUUAAGCAAAUCAAGGAACUCUUUCAAUGAACAUGAAAUAAAGAGUAUUUUAAAUGUCUUUUUCUUAGAUGUCACUUUUUAAAGAAUAAGGUCGCAACUUCAUGCACAAGUUUAGAAACUGAUCAGGAAUUUUCAGAGGACAAGGCUUCUCACUCUUGCCAUGUGGACAGGAGCAUCUUGUCUGGAGUGCAGUAGGGCCAUUCAAUUUCUGUGCAUGGCUGACACAGUGCCAGAACACAAAUUAUGAUCUGCAUUUAUCUUCUUCUAAACAAAUCUGUGGUAAAUUGUCUAUGCAUGAAUAACAUUUUGUUUCCUAAUUUCUAUUUGUAGAGCUAAGUAUCAGCUGAAUUUCUACAUAUAUAUGCCAAAAUUGGCACUGAAGUUUUGAUAAACUAAAAGAGAUAUGUUCUUUAGUUCAUCUUACUGCUGAUGUCUUAUCUAUUUGUAUACAUAUAUGUGACUUCUUUAUUUUCUUUGCACAUGGGUACAUAGGCUGCUGACAGAAUUUUUUCCUAUGCUGUAUACAAAAGUCAAAUUAUCAGUUCUUUCAAAUUUGCAUAGAGAUAAUUACAUCGAUGGUGUUAUCCUAAUUUUUGUAACCCAAGGAUCUGACCACUUGUUUCUGUUAACAAUUCAACUUCCUUAUUAAUAUUCUUAAAAAGUCAUCACUUUGCUAUGGAAAUCAACCUUCUUAGCUUCCAAGAAUCAAAAUGUUAGUUAUUAGAAAAUAAGUAUUCUUUCCUCUUUCUACAGCUGAGAAUAAUUUAGUUUAGAAAACCUCUGUAUUGAGGAAGCGUAAAUCUGGUUGCAAUAUGUUUUUUCCUUGCUAUCUUUAUUCUAGACAAGUGAAGGUAAUGCUAAGUAUUACUUGUGGAGGUAAAGGUGAGACAAAGGGGAAAAUACAACUACUUUAAUUUUACAUUAACUUAAGUAUUUAGUGUUAUUUUAACUGUCCUUGCACAUCUUCAAGGACAUGUCAGAGAACCUAUGGAAACCCCUGCUUUCAUCUAGAGGGGCAACUGAAGAGCAGGUGAGAUGGCUUAGAGAACUAAAAUUAUUCUAAUUGUCUUCAUUUAACUAACUAAAUUCAAUUCUGUAAAUAAUCUAUUAAGAAACAAUGAAAAAUUGAAUUCAGUCAAUAGAACUGACAAUAGAAAGCUUUGAAUUUUAAACAGACCCACAAAUAUCCUUCAGUGAAUUCUCAGAGAUCUUAAAUUAAUGUGGAAAAAAAAAACAAACAACAACAUAUAUGGUAUAUAAAAACAGACUUUAGCAUUUCUGUGUCAUUUCAGUAGUCAUUUCCAUUAGUAAAAAAUGGGUGUAAAAAUAAUUCUCUGGAAUGGGCAAGAUGCAGGGAAAUGAUGAAUCAGACCCUCAGGCUUUGAUUUAAGAGAAAUAGUUUUAGACUAAAGACAAUUGCCACAUGCACAGAUGUCACUUUGCUUAGCUGCUAACAGUUACUUGGCAGAAUGUUGAGGACAACUGUGUGGCAAAACAUUUUUCUGCAUUGCAGUCUCAAGGAAUAACAAAAAAAAAAAAAAAAAAAAAAAGCUAAAUUCAUGUCAAAGCAACUCAGAUACACAGCUGUAUCAGAGCAUCACUCAGCAGAAGUAAAUAGAGAUUUAGCUUUUAGCUUUCCAUCAGCAGGGUGAUUCACACCAUUCGUUAUAUUAGGGUGACUGUACUCUGUGGUAGUCUGUAACGCUGCAAGUCAUUUUUCAGUAUCCAGAAGUCAGUAGAAUGUGGCAUGUCAUCCAUUUUCCUAUCAUCUGUCCCUGCUGAACUGCCACGUAGUAAAUGUUUGUAUUACAAAGUGAGAGCAGGUCUGUCUAUAGACUUUCCUCAUAAUUACAUUCUCAGACAGUGACUUCCUACAUGAGGAGAUUUUUUUUUUUUUUCAGGAGGAAAAUUUAUAUUGCCAUAACAAAAAGGGAUAAGAAUUUGGCCUUAUAUGAUUAUUCUUCAGAUGAAGAAUAUCAGUAUCAGCUGAUAAAAUCAUAACAUAGGGAAGAUAUUAUACAACAAAAGAAGGAUGAAGUAUGUGUUCCCAAAAGUUUCUUGGUAACUUAUUUUGAUUAUAUUAAUUAGCAAUGUGUUCCUAACACAUUGAUACCAUCCUUGAUACCGUCUCAACAUAAGCAAUGUGUUCCUAACAUUGUUACUGAUGUUUCUGGAAAGUUGGGAGUGGUAUUCAGAUUUUGUUGUUAUUCCUAAAGCUAUGCUCUUGUAUUUAUUUGCUUAUUUAUUUUCCAAUGACAGACACAGUAAGUGAUUUUACACAUUUCACUUACCUAGAAUAAUGAAGGCUGGAAGGCAAAGCAAUGUUUGACAGUCUGCAAUGAAGUGGAUCCAUUUUUUUCCUGUCAGCACUACAGUUUGAGGAACGAUUGAGUUUGAUUGAGUGGAGGAACAGUGUACAGAAGACAGGUGUACUUUGCAGCUAUAAUAUUGUUGUUAGGGUACCUCAAAGUAAUUAACAUUAACAUUUUUCCCCUUGCAUUUGAGUGAAUAAAAUAUAUUAAAUAACGAUAUAGACCUGUUCUCUAAAUAAAAAACAUAAUAAAUACAUCUAUUGCACUAAUUUAUUUUAACCUGCUUUUAUAUUUCCAACUUCAUAAAUGUCAAACAUUCUCAUUUCUUCCUGCUACAGGUAUUUUUCACACAGACUUUUAGUAUUUACUUAGUAAUAUAUUUGUAUUACCUGCAGUGAUGUCUCUUUAAGCUUAUGAACAGAAAAAAGCAACACCCCCCAAAAAAACAAACAAACAAACAAACAAAAAAACACUUUUCAACAAAAAAAUGUGAAUUUGCACAUAAAUUAUUUAUCUAUUCUGAAAUAGUUCAAUAAUUUCAUGCGUUCUCUAUUCGAAUGACAGAUCAUCCUUUCUAUAACCAAGUUGUAAAUUGAAAAUAAGUUCAUACUUUUUCUCUGUGAUGUGUUAAAGCUACAAGAUUUGAACUUAAGCCUUUUCACCUUCAAUAACUGAUUUUCUGAUUGGAAUCAGAGAACCAGGUUCUGGCCCUUCUCUUUAUAAAGAAGUCCUCAAUAUAACCCCAAACAGCAGCUCUUCAUAAUGUGACCUACGUAGAGGUUGCUGAAUGCAUAGGUUGCUAAACUGAAAAGAUAAGUUUGACUUGGAGGGGAAAACACUUUAUCAAGAUCCAUUUCUGUUAAUGUGAAUAGAACAUGGGUAUUUACUGCAAUGAAAACAUUAUUUCACAGGGCAUAGUGUUAAGGGAAAAAAAAGAGAGACUGAGUCUCAAAGUCAGCAUCAGAAAGAAUUCUGGAUUAUUAUUUUGAGGAUGCAAUUUUCUAGAGCAAUAUAUUUCAUCAGCCACACCACAAUAAUCUGCACAUUUCAGGUAAAUGUCCUGAAAUUGUUACAAGGCUAAAAACAAUCAAGCGCUUGUCUUAAUUAAAAAGAUCAACUGAGACACUUGCUAAAGACUUUGUCUAUUUCUCUUCUCUUGUACUGCCCAAAUAUAAAAUACCUUUAUUUCCAUUAAUGAAUUUCCAUCAUGGACAAAUCCUGCUCUGCCAUAGACUACACCCUAGCACUAAACUGAAACCUACUCCAUGGGGAAGUUCUGUGUGUGUGAAUUGCCUUCAGUUUUCAGUUCCUCUGCCACUUGAUGUUUAGUUUACCCUACUGGAUUUGGGACAGGGAAAUGGAUCUAUUACAGAGCUUACUAUAAUUCAAAAGAUUUGUCCCUCUUUGAUUUUCUGAAGUUUAUGAUAUUCUUGAUCUUGUUCCAGGAGAUGGUAUCAAAUACAUUUUUUUGUUUGUUUGUUUUUGUUUGUUUUGUUUUGUUUUUGACUUGAAAUAGAAAUGAGCUGUAGAUGGGAUCAAUAUGGUGAACUUAACUGCCAUACUGAAAAGAUAUAGCAUGGCAUUUUCUUUCCUGCACAUCUCCUAACAGUCUUUUGGCUUCUUGACACAACAGAACAAAUUCUUAAGAGCCACAGUCUAAUGGAAAGCAGUUAACAUCAAGAAGAAAGUAAAACACCAGAUGCUGCUCAGUUUUAUGAAAGCAAGAUGUGAUGAAAAAAAAUUUUUAAUCAGUUUCAACAAGAUUGAGUGCAUAUGUUCCUCCUACUUCUACUACAAGGACUACUUCUACAGUUACUUUUAGUUCCUGUUAUGGAAUGAUAGCAGAGAAAAGAAGAAACAACUUAGUUUCAUAUAUUAAGGAGAAAUGUUAUUUAUUGUAACUUUAGCUGUUCACCUUUGUAGAUCAAUUCAUCUAGAUUAUUUCAUUUUGAGACAAACUAUUUUAGGAAAUAAGUAUUUUAAAAAUCUUCCAGUUGUAAUUUAUUACCUACUAAACUCCAGAGAAAUAUAUAAAUUCAAAUAUAAAGAAAUCUAGACCCCCCUUUAUACAUCCAGAAAUCUGUCCAAUUAAAUGUUAGCAUAAAAUUGCUUUUUAAAAUAAACUAUAACUUUUAUUUUGUUACUUUAUAAAACUAUUAUUUUUAGUUUUGAAUUAAGAGCCAUCCCAGUCAGUAUUUUUGCAUUUUUUAAUUGAAUGCCAAUAUAACACUUUCAUAAUUAUACAUAUUUGGGUUAAAUACAUAUUAAAUAUUUCCAUACUAAGACAUAUUAAAAAACAAUACUGUCAAAUGUAAUCUGACACCCACCUCUUCUUUCUCUUUGCAGAAACAAUGCAGUUUGCUGUGAAAAAAACAAAAACAAAACAAAACAAAACAAACAAACAAACAAACAAAAACAACAUUAGUGGGGAGGAACAAACAAACAAAAUUAUCUUGUGUCUUCAUGACUUAUUUUGUGAGUGAAAUAUUUUGUAUCCCUAUCCCUGUGGUGCAGUAUGUUCAUACAUUUCAUAGGAAGUAUCUAAGAGGUUCAGACUAAAACAAUUAAAGACAUGACACUGUUAACACAAAGGAGUGGAUUAAUUAAUAGUCUAUGUAAUCGUGUUCUUUUGUAAAAAGGUAGUUGCAACAACACUUUUCAAAAGAUGCGGUGUGUCAAAUUUCCUUUGAUUAUAUCUGCUAAAUUGGACCCCAGUGGUCCUCUUACAUCUUUAUGAAACUUGGUAAGAUGUGAGAUUCAGGCUGCCAGUGCUGGGCUAGUUCACGGCCAUCCAGACACUCUGUAUGCUUGGAUAUUUAGAGGCCAGUAAAAAACCUCUAAGGUGAUGUGUUGAAGUGAAAGAGAUUCUGAGAAACAGUUAAAGAUUUAGCUGGCUCUUUUCAUCUUGCCCAAGAUGUUCAACAUUCCAUAGUAUUAUAUCGUGUGACUUAAGGAUGAAUGUAAAAUACUAAUAAAUCAGAAAUGUAACAUUUAGAUGUCACUGUUCACAAAGGGUAAAUGAUUACAUGAGAUGCCAUGGAAUGAACGUGAAGGUAGGGAGACUUUAACAGCCUCAUGUGUUAUGGAAGUGUUUUUAAGUACACUUAAAAAUAACACUCAGUAUAACUCCAGAAAAGUUGGUAGGGGAGAGGAGAUUUUUGUCUAUUGACCACUCAUGAAUACAACAUUUCUGAAGGGAAAUGCUCUUCUGAGGAUAGCUAACGUCAUGCUUCCAUACAAGAUAUUACGAAGGCUGAAUAAUUUUCUAUAGUUUCUAACAUAAUCUUGUAUAAUAGGCUGAAAUCUGUCACUGCUCUAAGCUCUAAAGCUUCUGUGUCAUCUGAAGUCAGCAGGACUUCUUGCAUACCUAGAUUCCAUGGUUAUUUUUACUCAUAAAAAUGAUCACAGAAUAAAUAGGAUUUAUUUUUUAUUUAUUUAUUUUUUUAUUAUUUUCCUACAUAAAAUCAAUCCUGUAAAGAAAAUGAUUCCUUCUGAAAUUUUCAUUCAUGUCUUAUUCCAAGGGACAUUAAAGCUAAGCAAAUAUGUCUUUCAGAUCUGGAUUUAUGCAUCAUUGUAUUAGAAGUCUAUAGUUUUGCCUGCACAGAUACAUAUACAUGUAGACUUAAAAACUGUGCAAAAACUUAGUGGUGUUGUUGCACCAUCUUUGAUCAGCCAACAUGAAUUGUGAGCACGAGACCAGCUACCAUUCUUAAAUUUAAAGCCAAGCCAUAUAUAUUUGAGGUUCUGAAGAUUCACUUGACACUGCUUCCUGAAAAAGUGAAAGCUAUGUCUUUUUUUUUUUUUUUUAAGUUCAUUUUCUCCAACAGAUAAGCAUGUAAAGAAGAUCACAGUGUAGGUUAUAGAGGUCAAUAUCAAAAAUAAACACCUAAAAGAUAUCUGGACUUUAGGAAUAGCCUUCUUCACUAAUGGAAGUAGUGCAGCACUGAAAAAGGUUACACAAAGUGUCUGUGGAAUCUUAAUCCCUUGGAGAUUUUCAGGAUUUUUCUGUACAUUCUCAGCUGGUAUACAGUAAGCAGCAAUGCUGCUCCAAGCAUCAGGAAAUUGGACUUUACAACCUUCAGAGAUCCCUUCCAAUCAGCAUUUCUUUGAUUUCAACAUGAUUUUGCAAAAGAUUUUUGAGGGCAAAAUAGAAGGGUGUUUCUUUUCUUUAUAUACAUUUCCUCAAUAUGAAGUUAAGCAAAAAGGUAAAUACAAUACUCACCAAACACUGAAAUGAAGUAAAAACUUCUCAGUUAAGUCCUGUAAGAUACAGAGAAGCAGUAAUAUCAAAGCUGCAACAACUUAAACAGUGCUUCUCUGAUGUUGGUCAGAAUGCAUGUGAAUUGUGGUUACCUGAAUUUAUUGUUUAAAGUAUUUUUUUACUUGACAUAUUUUAAAUCUCUAAAUAAAAUACUGAAACUA
Anas platyrhynchos (mallard) is the source of this 11155-nucleotide messenger RNA. It is a transcript of the gene SLITRK6, whose product is annotated as SLIT and NTRK like family member 6. Gene Ontology annotation, biological process: positive regulation of synapse assembly; axonogenesis. The record is from RefSeq and is a predicted model, not a curated record. NCBI's taxonomy places the organism in Eukaryota, Metazoa, Chordata, Aves, Anseriformes, Anatidae. Gene Ontology annotation, cellular component: plasma membrane. Gene Ontology annotation, molecular function: protein binding.